Molecule: messenger RNA, 1460 nt
Organism: Cantharellus anzutake
Lineage: Eukaryota; Fungi; Basidiomycota; Agaricomycetes; Cantharellales; Hydnaceae
Product: cupin-like domain-containing protein
Exons: 8
Coding region: 103-1293 (396 amino acids)
Molecular function (GO): 2-oxoglutarate-dependent dioxygenase activity
Source: RefSeq, a predicted model, not a curated record
CUCACGGCAACUGAUCAAGAGAUUCACUAAAGGGCGCUUCUCGUUGAAUGAGAUCUUCGUUGCUUCUUUAACUGUUGCACAAAGGCACCCAGUCUACUGUUGAUGAUUGACCUCGACCAGAUUUCAAGAGACUACCAAGAACUAAAUGGCACGACGACCGAAACGUGGAGCCGACCGCCAAGUGAACUCGAGUUCUCCCGUCUGGUUCAUAUCGGUCGUCCUGUUCUCUUUCUCAGCGACGUCCAGGACUUCGUGGCGCUCAACAAGUGGCAGAGUGAUGAAUAUCUCUCAAACAAGCUCGCAGAUUCUGAGCUUUCCGUGGCUUUCACGCCUGAUGGCCGCGCAGACGCGUUGGUGCACGCGUCUAACGGCACAACCUAUUUUGCAGAACCUCACACCCAAAAGCUGACGAUCGGCCAAUUACUAUCACGCUUGGAUCACGCUAACAAUCCCUCCUCGGCUAACCUGAAGGUCGAUCCACAUCCAGCUCCCAGAAUGUCAAUGUACACCCAUGGUUCGGGCGACCCUGACCAAUCAGACGCGGCGAUUUCCCAAAGUGCUUCCACAAGCGAGGUGUGUUAUCUUCAAUCUCAAAACGGCAAUCUCUAUGAUCCCCAAAAUCCCGCAUCACCCAAAUCGGAGAUGGAGGCUUUGAAAGAUGACGUGCCAAGGGACGUACCGUGGGUGACUCAGGCAUUAGGACACCCCCCUGACGCCGUGAACAUCUGGAUUGGCGAUCACCGGAGUAAGACAAGCGUCCAUUCUGAUCCGUAUGAAAACCUCUACACCGUCGUCAGGGGAACAAAACACUUCACCCUCUUCCCUCCAACGGAAGGCCACCUAUUAUCCGAGCGCCUCUACCCACGUGCAAUCUACACCCGCCAUUCGCCAGACGGUCCACUAGUUUUGACUCCCCUAGCUCCAAAUCCGAGGAAAACGGGACAGACCAGUGAAACGAACAAAGUUGAUAUCGAGGGCGACGCAGAUGAAUGUUCAGAUUCAAUGAACAGCGUGGAAGAAAACAUGAUCUUUUGGGCCUCAGCAGACACAACCGCCCCAAUACCUGGAACAAGGCCUGUUCACGUAAGGGUCCAUGCGGGCGAAACGCUCUACCUCCCGUCAGGUAGGUCCUUUCGUCAUGGGUCUUUUUCGCUUCGAUUGAGAAGCAAACGGCGAUCUCGACGUCAUAAUUGCCAUAUGCAAUAUGUAUAUAGGAUGGUGGCAUGCCGUUGCGCAGGAGGGCGAAGAGGCGGGUGGGAAAGGCGUGGUAAUCGCUGUGAAUUGGUGGUAUGACAUGGAAAUGAGGGGUGACAGGUGGAUAUUCGUAUAGGUUACAGCAAUCCCUCUCCUUGCAGACAUCUCAAGAUGAGAUACGCCGAUCGUCGUUCUCUUUCGUGAGUAGGAUGAACAUCCUUCGCCGCUUCAUCCUCUCCAUCCCCCGUCCAAAGGACAUCAUCCAG